AUCUAACGUCAAUUUUUGUCACAGUUCACAAGCAAUCUCUUCCUCAAGCUCUCUCUCUCUACCAAUAAAGCCAUAUCAUCUCUCUCUCUUCCAUCGUCAGACCCGCUCUCUAUCUCGUCAAAUUUCUCCACUUUUCAUGAUUGUAUCGUCUCCAUCUUCCCUAGGGUUUUGAUUUCGAUUCUCCCAUCCAGACCCACAACGAAAUCAUCGCCAUCGUCUACUUCAUCGGAUUUUCUCCACUCUCUCUCUCUACCAUGACCACGACAUCCGUUAAGAACAAUGGAUUGCCUGCGGGUCUCGUCUCGAAUCUCCAGGAAGUGCUUUCGAAGAGAAGAGGAGGAAACGAAGAAGGUGGUGAAGCCGCCGAUGGAUCGGGGCCGGAGCCUCCGUCUACCUCCGACGCCGCCGAGACGGCUCCUUCUCCGGCGGAGGAGGAGAUCGGCGACUCGAAUCCCAUUGUUUUAGUCACGAACGCCGAUGGGAUUGAUUCCCCUGGGCUCGUCUCUCUCGUCGAGGCUCUGGUUCGAGAAGGGCUUUACAAUGUCCAUGUCUGCGCUCCUCAAACGGACAGAUCAUCUUCUGGUCAUUCCAUGACUCCCGGAGAAACCAUUGCUGUGAGUUCUGCAGACAUGGAAGGUGCCACAGCAUUUGAAGUUUCGGGGACUCCUGUGGACUGCAUCUCUUUAGCAUUAUCUGGAGCCCUCUUUUCUUGGUCAAAACCAAUUCUGGUGAUUAGUGGGAUUAAUCGGGGAUCAAGCUGUGGGCAUAACAUGUACUAUUCAGGAGUAGUUGCGGGAGCCAGGGAGGCUUUGAUAUCUGGUGUACCCUCGUUGUCAAUAUCGUUGAAUUGGAAGAAAGAUGGGAGCCAAGAAAAUGACUUUAAGGAUGCUGUGGGUGUCUGUUUACCACUGAUAAAUGCAACUAUCAGAGACCUCGGGGAGGGAGUUUUCCCCAAAGACUGCUCUCUGAACAUAGAAAUUCCAACAUCUCCCUCAACAAACAAGGGUUUUAAAGUAACGAGACAAAGCAUGUGGAGACAUAGUCCGAGUUGGCAAGCUGUUUCAGUAAAUCGUCACCCAGGUGCCGGGAACUUCAUGUCCAACCAACAGAGCUUAGGACUCCAGCUUGCCCAGCUCAGUAGAGAUGCUUCAGCUGCUGGGGCAGCUCGCCGUUUGGCCACACAGAGGAAGAGUAUUGUGGAGAUUGAAUCGGUCGGGAUUGCCGGGAAAGCUGAUAACCGUGUCAAAAAGUACUUCCGACUAGAGUUUCUGGACAAGGGACAAGAAGAUAUGGAGGAUGAUUUGGAUUGGAAAGCAGUUGAAGAUGGAUUUGUUUCUGUAACCCCGCUGUCUCUACUUCCGAAAACAGAAUCAGAAAUUCAAGCAGCGACGUCAGAGUGGAUCUCUGAUCGCAUUCGACGCUGAUCAGAUGAGAAAGGGUCGAGACGGUGGGAAUUUCGUCUGCUGGUUUUGUUGUUGAGUGUAUGUAGAGAGUUUGGCGACAUGGGUCUAUAACCAGAACCCGGGAAACUGUUAGUACACUUCUUGAUUCCAUAGCUGUAACAGUUUGCUUGUAACCAAGGUUUCUGGUCCGUACUCCGUAUGCCGCCACAUACUUUUGUAGGUUUCAUUACAUCAUAACUUGUGGAAUAUGUAACUUUGAAAUAUUGAUAUCUGUGUCUUUUUAUGCUUCAA
This is a messenger RNA of Tarenaya hassleriana, 1694 nucleotides long. RefSeq names its product 5'-nucleotidase SurE-like. Gene Ontology annotation, molecular function: nucleotidase activity. NCBI's taxonomy places the organism in Eukaryota, Viridiplantae, Streptophyta, Magnoliopsida, Brassicales, Cleomaceae. The record is from RefSeq and is a predicted model, not a curated record. Bases 255 to 1424 code for a protein of 389 amino acids. The transcript is spliced from 10 exons.